AUGCCUUCAUCUACAGCUUCAAGUCCCUCAAACUCCUCAUCAUCACUGCCCAUUUUCGGCAAAUCACUAACCAAAAUAGAUGUUGAGAAGAAGCUGUCAGUCCCCACAAAGGCUUUGACACAUUUGCCGAGUUUUGGAGACGGUCAUCACUUAUAUAUUGAAGCCAAGGACGACAGAGGUUUUUUUUGGAGCUUUCAAUGCUCCAUUCGCAGAAAUGGACACCCAAAGUCUAUUCUUUCUUCAAGGACUUGGCUCCCAUUUGUUCGUUACAGGAAUCUUAGAGUUGGUGACACCAUCAAGUUGUAUAAAGAGUAUGAUCAAUUCAGUGGAGUUGGCUACAAGAUUGAAGUGGAAAUGGAGAACUAG
Messenger RNA from Hevea brasiliensis (rubber tree), 366 nucleotides. RefSeq names its product B3 domain-containing protein Os02g0764100-like. The transcript has a single exon. NCBI's taxonomy places the organism in Eukaryota, Viridiplantae, Streptophyta, Magnoliopsida, Malpighiales, Euphorbiaceae. Gene Ontology annotation, molecular function: DNA binding. Bases 1 to 366 code for a protein of 121 amino acids. The record is from RefSeq and is a predicted model, not a curated record.